CCGACAUGUCGUGACUCUGGCUAACUUUACAACGUGAAUUGAAAUUGUUCUGCUUUCUCGAGCCAUUAGUCACGGGAUACUGUUUUUAAAAAGCGAUCGCUCGAUGAAAGAAGAAAGUAAAAUGAGAAAAACCAAAGCAAAGUUAUAAACAGUGGUCGUGUCGGGGAAAGAUAAUAUGGAAAUAUUCAAAGAAUCCGGAAGAGAACGUGUGCACAGAAAUAACGAUAUUAACGUUCAUGGACACUUUCGAAGUGUUGCGCAAAUAUAAUUUCACAAACGCGCAUGAAAUCCUACAUUCUCGAUUGAUUGAAAAGAGAUUUGAGAUACACAUCCCCUUCGAUUCUUCUGAAUCCUGAAUCAAACCAAAAUCGAUCGGCUGAAUCGAUCCUGAAAUAUAUCACGUAUUCAUAACAAAUAGAAGGUGGGGCACACCCGGAAAAAGCGAACAACCAGAUAUACGCGGAGAGAUAAGAAGAGAGGCGGGAAACUGAAAGCAAGCGGACAAAGUUGUAACGUUUGGUCGAGGAAACGUGGAUAUAUCGGGCACUGGCGUGGAAGAAAAGCAAGUAGUAGAGCAAGCGAGAAAGGAGUUUCGGCGAAAGGGGGGUGGGGGUUGUGAAAUGCAAGCAAGGAUGCAGAGGUGGUGUGGCGAAUCAGGACCAGUUUCAGGCCUGCGCUCACUCUUCAUACCCACGUUGCUGCGUGCCGUAGACGGAUCGUGAGAGAAGAAAGAAGAGGAAGAAGAGGAAGAAGAAGAAGAAGAAGAAGAGGAGGAGUGUCUCCUGGUGUUUAUAGAUCAAAGGAUCGAGAGAAAGCAAGGAAAGAAGGAAGGAAAAGGAAGAAAAGAAGAAAAAGAAAUUGACCAUGUUGGCUCGAGCCGUUUUCUCCUCGAUUUUGUUGAUCACUUGCGUGACCUUGGGCAGGGCGCAGUUUCGGUGUCCCGAGCCGAAAGGCUUCUUCCCUGAUCCGGAACAGUGCGACCUCUACUUCGCCUGCGUGGACGGAAAAGCGGAAGAGAAGCUCUGCAAGGAUGGACUCGUCUUCAGGGACGACAAUCCUAAGAAGGAGCUAUGCGACAUCCCUGCCAACGUGCCUUGCGGAGACAGAACUUUGCUUCAGGAGCCACAACCGAGCAAAGGAUGCCCCCGCGCGAACGGCUACUUCAAGCACGAGGACCCAACCGCGUGCGAUCGUUUCGUGAACUGCAUCGACGGCGUUGCCCAGACAAUGCCCUGCCCACCCGGCCUCAUUUACGAGGACAAAAUGUCGAGUUGCGUGUGGCCAGCUGACGCAAGUAGAUUGUGCGAGAACGUGAAGAGGGACGUUCUCGACGACGGUUUCGUAUGCCCUGACGGGGACGUGCCCGGCCCUCUGGGCAGGAUUCUACCCCAUCCGACUUAUCCCCAUCCGGACGACUGCGCCAAAUUCUACAUCUGCAAGAAUGGCGUGGUGCCGCAGAAAGGGCAGUGCGAGCCUGGCACCGUUUACAGCGAGGACAGCUUUAAAUGUAUGGAUCCUGAAAGCGUUCCUGGAUGCGAGGAUUACUACAAGAGCAAAAACUAAUUAAAGACAAGGUGCCAGUUACUCAGCGAUACGUCUGUAACGCUUAAUUUUUUUUUUUUUUUUUUUUACAUUUAGGAACAAUAAACCCGUGAUAUACUUACGUAAAUGAAUGGCCUUUGCAUA
This is a messenger RNA of Apis laboriosa (Himalayan honeybee), 1686 nucleotides long. Its product is annotated as protein obstructor-E-like. The transcript has 6 exons. Gene Ontology annotation, molecular function: chitin binding. Gene Ontology annotation, cellular component: extracellular region. The coding region runs from base 865 to 1563 and encodes 232 amino acids. Lineage: Eukaryota; Metazoa; Arthropoda; Insecta; Hymenoptera; Apidae. The record is from RefSeq and is a predicted model, not a curated record.